Vigna umbellata (rice bean) is the source of this 1180-nucleotide messenger RNA. The record is from RefSeq and is a predicted model, not a curated record. Lineage: Eukaryota; Viridiplantae; Streptophyta; Magnoliopsida; Fabales; Fabaceae.
AGCAACAUAAUAGAUGGACCUGGAAUUGGGACUCAAAAUCACCAAAACUAGAGAUGACGUUGCUUCCAUCUCUGAAUAUCGAUUAGCAAAAGCAGGACCUGUUUUUCAAUCUAGAGAAACAAACACUGCUUUCAUCCUCACUGCUCAUCUCAAAGGUUUUAAGAAGAAUAACAUUAACAUCAAGAUUAGUGAAGAUGGUAGCAAGAUAUCAGUUAGUGGAGAGAAGCCUGUUCAGAAUAUUUUGAUGAUGGGAUGGUUAAUGCAUAGGAAAGAGGUUGAUGUUGCAGGGUUUAAUAAGGUUUUCAAAAUUCCUGAUGGGGUGAAAUUGGAUGGGAUCAAAGCCAAGUAUGAUGAGGAGGAAUGGAUAAUGAACAUUGUCAUGCCAAAAUUGGUUAAAGGAAUUUGUGGGGUUAAGAUUGAAGAGAUCAAGGAAGAAAAAUCUGAUGGAAGGAGAUCAGAACAAGAGAAAAUUGAAGGUGAUCACAUUCCUAGUGCUGUUGGAGAGACAAGCCAAAAGGGGUCUAAAGAGUCUGAAGUUCAGGAAAUGGAGGAGAGUGAACAUUCUAUGGAGAAGAAGGAAGAAGUGUCUCACAAGAUACUUGAUGAUUCCAACAGGAAAAUAACUAAGGAUACUGUACAUAAAGAAUUAGAAGAAUCUAAAGUUGGAACUGAUGGUGAAAAUGGAGAUAGUUUUAGAGAAGUUGGAAAGGAAGAAUAUGAAGUGAAGAAGACAUCAGAACCAGAGCAAAAAGUUGGAGUAGCCACCUCACAGAAAAUUGGAGAAGCAAGCCAAAAGGAAAUCAAAGAAUUAAAGUUGAAGAAUGAGGAUGGAAGAGUAAAACCAUCAGCAGAGGGGAAAAGUGUAGAUGAAGGUAUGCCUAAAGACAUUGGAGGAGAUACAAGACAAGAUAAAGAGUUGAAGGUUCAAGAAAUGGAGGGCAAUGAAGGUUUUGUAGAGAAGGAGGAGAAAGGACCAAGUGAAAAUAUGCUUGAUGAUGCCAAUGCAAACAUAAUUGGAGAGGUGAUCCAGAAAGAAGAAGAAUCCAAGUCAGAAAUCAAGGAAAGAGAUGGAGAAAGUGUGAAAGAAAAUAAUGUGAGAGCAGGACAUAAAGGAAUAAAGAUAUCAGAAAUUGAGCAGAAUGUAGGUGCAGAUGUCACACAGAAUAUUGCAAAUUCCUAA